This is a messenger RNA of Erythranthe guttata (spotted monkey flower), 1114 nucleotides long. NCBI's taxonomy places the organism in Eukaryota, Viridiplantae, Streptophyta, Magnoliopsida, Lamiales, Phrymaceae. The record is from RefSeq and is a predicted model, not a curated record.
AUCCUCUAAUAUUCAUCUUUAAUUUUGUCAACUUCUUUCCGAUAAUAUAUAUCCAUUAUUGCAAUUACUAUGGAGGCCGAGAAUCAUAUUGGCGAUACCAAAUAUGAAGAGGAAUACGUAGAAAAUUCGCGAGGGUUGAAACUUUUCACGUGCAGAUGGUCUCCUGCGAAAACUGAGCCAAAAGCUUUGAUCUUCUUGUGCCAUGGAUAUGGCAUGGAGUGUAGCAUCACAAUGAAAGGUUGUGCUUCUCGAUUGGUAAUUAGGGCAGGAUACGAGGUUCAUGGAAUCGACUGCGAAGGCCAUGGAAAGUCCUCUGGUCUGCAUGGAUUAAUUCCAAACUUUGAUCAUCUUGUUGACGAUUUAUCCCAACACUUCACAAGUAUUUCUGAAAGGAAUGAGAAUAGGAAAAAGAUGCGAAUAAUAAUGGGAGAAUCAAUGGGAGGGGCCAUGGCUCUACUUCUGCACAGGAAGAAACCAGAUUACUGGGACGCCGCUGUACUAAUUGCUCCCAUGUGUAAGAUUGCUGAUGAGAUGAAACCAAACCCAUUGGUUAUAAGAGCUUUGACUAGUUCUCUGGCACGCAUCAUUCCCACGUGGAAAAUUACUCCAACUCCUGACAUAGUUGACCUUGCCUUCAGGGACCCCUCUGUAAGAAACCAGGUGAGAUCCAAUCCAUACACAUACAAAGGCCGACCGCGCCUGCAAACUAGCUACCAAUUGUAUGCAGCCAGCAUGGAUUUAGAGAAAAGGCUCCAAGAGGUUUUUCUGCCGUUCAUAGUUCUGCACGGAGAAGAUGAUAAGGUGACGGAUCCAACGGUGAGCGAAACAUUGUACAACUCAGCAAGCGCGGUGGACAAGACAUUGAAGCUGUACCCACAAAUGUGGCACUCUUUGUCGUACGGCGAGCUGCCGGAAAAUCUAGAAACAGUGUUUUCCGACAUACUCAACUGGUUGGAAGAUAGAGUUUUAGCCGCCCGAAGUGCAAAGUCUGAAGAGCAGCUAAAAGCUUCCUAAUCAUCACUCUUCAUUCUCCAAUUAACAAAUUAUAGAAUAUUGAAAUGAAUUUUCCCUUUUUUUUUUAUAUUAUUUUGAAAUGCAAAUUAAAAUGAGAAAA